This is a messenger RNA of Aedes aegypti (yellow fever mosquito), 3233 nucleotides long. RefSeq lists its product as uncharacterized. The record is from RefSeq and is a predicted model, not a curated record. The transcript is spliced from 4 exons. NCBI's taxonomy places the organism in Eukaryota, Metazoa, Arthropoda, Insecta, Diptera, Culicidae. The coding region runs from base 931 to 2421 and encodes 496 amino acids.
CGCCCAACCAAAGAGAAAUAGGUUCAAACUUGCGAUGCGAUGCACCACGGACCGACCGACCGUUUGAAACACGGUUCCACAGACCUCCUCAGUUCCAGUAUGGUUGCCGACGCGUGCAGAAGCAAGCAGUAAGCGACGUGAUAGAAUAAUUUGCUCUCUCUCGUGUGCCUUUGGUUCCGAACAGACCCUCGGUGGCCCCCAAAUGAACUGACGACGACUGGUCCUCUUGUUUUUGUGCUGUUUGGCCGGUUGUACGCUCCCUUCUAUCCCUUGAGGGACCCCCAAGUGCCAGACCAAGAAGAACAAGACACUCUGUCUGCCGGUCAUUGAUCAUGAUGCUGUGGAAGUAGAAGUAACGAGUGCUCACCGUGGAAUAGCGGGAUUAACCAGAAGUUACUUAUUGGCUACCGUCGUGCUGAAGUAUGCUGAAGUUUAUGAGGACAAAUUAAGGGACUUUGGUGUCACGCUGAGAAGAAGGAUUAAUUAGUGAGGUUCGUCGCUUGAUGACCUCUUGUUUGUUGAUAUCGCUGACUGGCUUGGAAGGAAAGCAGGAAUAACUGCAGUUUUUGUUGUAUGCUGGAGUGGUUCGGAGGAAAUUCAGUUGGAAAUUAAAUCGUUGCCGUUGUAGUGAAAUAUGAUCAUAUCGCGUUCUGAUUCAACAUCCGUUUCUCGCGAGAGAAAAGCGCAAUUAUGAUAAUGAUCAUGCUGAACUAGUUCAAUCGAGCUUGCGGGUGGAUAGAGAAUCAAAUCUGAAAUUGAAUUAAUUUACUCGUUUUUUUGUUGAGAAUACGUGCUAAGCUAAGAUCGACGAAAGAGUAAGAAGAAUAGAAGAAAAGUAGUUUCAUGCUCUUAUCGGUCAUUUAACAAAACAACGGCUCUAAAGCAAUCAUCUUCGAAGUGAGAAGUAGUAUAAAUUAAAACAACGGCGGUAUGGAUUCCAGCAGCUCGAUGUUGAACCGAUGGCCUCGGUCGAAAAUGCAUCUUCUGGCGAUAAUUAGCUCGGCGGUUUUGAUGCUGGCUUUGAUGCGUGUACCGGAAGCUUCUGGCCAAGAGUCUCCAGCACAAGAUUUCGAAGUACGAUAUUUAUCCGGUGAGCCCGACUACAAAUCUGUCAACCUCACCUGGGAGGUGGAAUCGUUGCGCGGUGGAAGCGAACGAGAUGAUCAACAGCGCAGGCAGCACAAGGCAGCUCGUGGAGGUCGUCGGCAGCGGGCCUUCAACGUGUACUACUGCGAGAUGCAGAACUGGGGACCCCAUCGGUGCCGGUCCAAAACUCUGACGGACGAUUCGGAGGAUAGCGGGAGCACCAAACAGUACACCAUGACAGUGAAGAAUCUGAGAAUGGCCACCAAGUACUCGUUCCACGUGAAGCCUCAAACCAGACCGGGAGAUCAGAAGGUCAGUGGCCGAUCGGAGCACGACGACGAUGAGUUUGACGGGAACUCAAUCAACCUCGGCCAGACGAUCAUCAUUCCAACGAAGGGAUUUUCCGCCCACGCCACCCAGUGCUUGCCGCACGCGUCGGAAAUCGAAGUCGAAACCGGACCAUACUUUGGGGGGCGUAUCAGUUCGGAGAAUGGCCACUGCAACAUUCAGGGUGACGCCAACAGCCCCCAGGAAAGCUACACCAUGCGGAUCGAACACGAGAAUUGCGGCAGCCACGUGAGCCCCGAAGACCUGACCGUCGAGACGUACAUCACCGUCCAGGAGAACUUGGGAAUUCUGACGCACAGCACCAGAAGAUUUGUAGUGGUCUGCACCUUCCAGCCGGACACGCUAACGGUCAGGGCACGACUGGCUUUGCCUGGUAAGGGUCGUGGAGGGGCAGCUCCGGUUCCGAUGAGCGAUUACUGGCCGGCCACUAGAAGAAAUGCCCGCGUUAGGCAGUUCAACAUGGUGGACAAGAGUAGCCUGGUCCUCAAAGCUUCCGACGAGGAAGAAGUUGAGGAUAUGCAGCCAGCCCAUGUCAAGGAGGUGGAAGAGAACGACGUGAUAGGAGAGGUUGGUACAGAGAGUAGCCCUGCAACAGAGAAGCCUUCGAUGAGUUCCAAGGAAAACGAGAUAGCAGAGAGAAAGGGUACCAGCCGGCAACGUGCUGAUAAGAGCGAACCUUUCCGCGAUGCCAAAUACGCGAGGUUGUUUGAAACUAAGGCAGCCGCUGGGGAUAAUGGGGUAGGGAUAAGCGAAAUAGCUUCCGAUGAUGACGAAGAAGGAUUCAGCUCCAGGGCAUCCGUUGGGAGUGAGGAGCGAUCCUUGGAUUUGCCGAGUUUGCUGAUUUCGGCUUGCCUUGCUGUGAUAAUGAUUGGUGCUUUCGUGUAUGUGCUGCUGAAGGAGUACAAGAAGCAGAGGAUAAUCCAACAGCAUCACCAGAUUCAAACGCAACAGACGCAACGACCGCCGAAUCGGAUGGCAGCGUUUUGAUAUAGUUUUCUGUCGACAGCGAUAAAUGAACGAUAUUUUACGCAAUAGUGAUAGCUAUAUGUUAGGAUAAGCGAACGAUAGGCAUAAUUUUAUUGAAAACGGUAACCCUGACUGGUAAGUUUUAAACUGAAUAGCAGAAAUCGAUAGGCAUUUGUCUCUUGACGGUUCAGAAAAUUGAUGCUCUUUUGUUUUAUUGAAAUGAUAGCCUAUUGCAGAGCUGGUAGCGACUGAGUGUUUUGAAAAUAGGAACUUUAGAGAGGGAGAAUUGGUAGAGUAAUCUCUAGAAAAAAAUCUGUUGCGAUCCCUGUAGAAGUCCCUGAAAGUGUUCCAGAUGAAAUUUCUGAGAUAAUUCUGAAGCUCUUCGAGGAACCUGAGAAGCAAUUCUUGAAGAACUUGUUGAAUAGUCGCGUUUUAGUAUCUAGAACCUAUAAACAGUUUACAUCAGAACUCACUGCUAGCAUAAUAUAAAACAAAAUGUGACUAAAGAGAUCAUUUUGGUUAAACUAGAGACUUGAGAGAUCUACAUUAAAACAGAGACCAAGACUCUACAAACAAACCUGCUACCAGUCCUGCUAUUGAGUGGUAUGAGCAGAUGAUUUAGUUUGCUAUUUAGCUUUAGGUGACAUUCGAAAUUGUUGGCCACCCUCAACUGCUGGGUACUUGUUUCAAUUUCUUGAAAAUGACUGAGCAUAAAUUUCACUCAAUAAUAAGAACUUUCCAUGUUUAUCUAGCUAUCCCUGAAAGCAAAUCUAUUUCGGACGAGUUAAGUAUCUACAACACGUUAAAACACAAACUCAAAAAAAAAAAAAAAA